This is a messenger RNA of Mesorhabditis belari, 672 nucleotides long. The record is from the annotation of a GenBank genome assembly. NCBI's taxonomy places the organism in Eukaryota, Metazoa, Nematoda, Chromadorea, Rhabditida, Rhabditidae.
AUGUUGAGAUUUACUCUUUCUAUUCUAGCCGUGGUUUUCAUUGUUAAGUCAAAACAAUUCGCCGCAACCUCAACGGAUAAAACUUGCGAAAACCUUUCCCCAUCAGUGAACAAAUCGACAUGCAUCCCGGCGGGUCUGAAGGACGGUGUUCAUAUAUGCACAAGCAGUCAAAUUUGCUAUUUCGAUGCGAGCGAUCCUAAAGAACAAUAUCAUUGCUGUGAUGUCCAAAAGGAUCGAGUGUGCGAGAAAGGAUUUUGCUUCCAAAAACCCGACAAGGAGAAUGUUUGCGUUGAGCUGUGCCCCGAAUUACCAGCAACAAGAAAUCCUGAGACUGCAUUUGAACCUGCAAUCAACUUCCAGUGUUCAAGCGGUAUUUGUUAUACCUAUAAAGGAGAGCAAAACUGUUAUCUGAAUCUGUCCCCCUGUCCCGAGCUACCGAAAACAGUGAGAAAAGCGACGCAAACUGGACCUGCUAUUGACGGUGAUUGCAAGAAUGGCCUUUGCUUCAGAGUUGACGACACUGAUUCCUGUUUCCCGUGUGUCGAUGCUUCGAUCUCAUUCUGCAAAGGAUGGAAACAGAAUGGUUUCUGUGAUGACUCUCUCUUCUAUUCAAGUGCUGAUCGACGAGCAUACUGCCCAAAGACGUGCGGGAUUUGCAAAACGGGAUCGCCA